AUGUCCUCUUUUUUCUCUCCAUUCCGAAAAUUCUUUCUUCAAAACGCAUCAUCCACAACAAGAUCCAAUCUCAAGAAGAUCAUUACUGUUGUUCCGGAAAAACGGAGAGUUGUAUUAUGGACCGGAAGUGCUCUCGCUUUAGCUUGUACAGGCUUGUAUUAUUUUGGAAUGAAUGAAAAUCCAUUAAAGUCUUCUUCAGUGAUGAUGACUGAUUUAUGGAAAAACACAAGAAAAUCUCAAGUGGAUGAUGAAUCGCAUUGGAUUGGCAUUACCACUCAAUUACAUGCCGAAGAUUUGUAUCAACUCUAUUUUGGAGAUGUUCAAUCGGAGGAGGAUUUGGAAUUGAUUAAAGUUCAAAUUAUUAAUCGACACGGAGCACGAACACCCAUCAAUGCCAUACCGAGUUUUAUUGAUAGUAAGCCAUGGGAGUGUUUACCAUAUGAUUCCAAAGUGAUUGUGAAUGGCAAUUCCAAUGAUCAUGCUCAUUUUAGAGCUGUCAUGGAAUCUGAUGAUGGUUUGGAGUUGUACGGUAAUUGCAUGAAAGGUCAACUCACAGCCAAAGGAUCAAUGCAAAUGGUUAAAGUUGGUAAAUCUUUGGGAGAUCAGUAUUUGAAAAAAUUGUUUGGCCGAUACGAUGAAAUUGAUGAAAUUGUCAAGCUAAUAUAUGUUCGAUCGAGUGAUAUUCGAAGUAGAAGAACAGAAUAUUCUGCCAUGUAUUUAUUGUUGGGUCUUUUAGGAGAGAAUGUGAAAGAAUAUCCAACCAUUCACAUGUUUGAAGAAUCGAGAGAGACAUUGUAUGGCCACUUUAAAGUUUGUGCCAAGUUAGGAUCCAUCAUUUCGAAACGACUUAAAACAUUGGCUGAGGAAACUGAAAAAGACCCAAGACUCCUUGAAAUUAGAGACAAAUUGCUUGAUUUGUUGGAAGCGAAUGCAGCUCAGCCACAACCCGCUCAACCUCAAACACAAGAAAUUCAUGACAAGGGUUUAAUUGAGGCAAAACGGGUCAGCACAGCCAAAGAUUUACAACAAUGGGAGUCCAUCAAUAAUGCCUUCCUAGGCAUGCUUUUCCAUGGGCAUGAGUUACCAAAAGGUAUUACUGCUCAAGAUGUCGAGUACGUUUCAAAACAUGUUGGAAAAAGCGGUUCCUAUUUAUUCUCGCCACAAGAGAAUGUUCUCACCAUGAAUAUUGGUAUGCUUUUAAAGCAUUUGGUGGCAAGCAUGCAACACAGUGGCAAUAAGCAUCUACAAAAAGAUUUGGAUCGGAAAAAAAUGGAAAUUUAUCUUGCUCACGACACCACCAUCAUUCCAAUUUUACUUGCCUUGAAUAUGUAUAAUGACGAGUGGCCACCUUUUGCAGCCACAUUAGCUUUUGAACUCUAUGCAACCAAGAAAAACCCUUCGAAACAGUUUGUGAAAAUUGUUUACAAUCAGCAAACACUGUUCUUGAAACCAGAGCAUCAAGAACAGUUUGUACAAGACUCAAAGACUGGAUUAAUUCCACUUGACAAGUUUAUUGAAAUGACCAAACCUUAUCGUAUUUCCCGUCAAGAAUGGACUGAAAUGUGCAAAUUAGAUCGACCAAGAAAUUAA
This is a messenger RNA of Naegleria fowleri, 1590 nucleotides long. RefSeq lists its product as uncharacterized. Lineage: Eukaryota; Heterolobosea; Eutetramitea; Acrasida; Naegleriidae. The transcript has a single exon. Bases 1 to 1590 code for a protein of 529 amino acids. The record is from RefSeq and is a predicted model, not a curated record. Gene Ontology annotation, molecular function: phosphatase activity. Gene Ontology annotation, biological process: dephosphorylation.